This is a messenger RNA of Naumovozyma castellii, 1725 nucleotides long. RefSeq names its product chaperonin-containing T-complex subunit CCT8 (gene CCT8). The transcript has a single exon. Lineage: Eukaryota; Fungi; Ascomycota; Saccharomycetes; Saccharomycetales; Saccharomycetaceae. The record is from RefSeq and is a predicted model, not a curated record. The coding region runs from base 1 to 1725 and encodes 574 amino acids.
AUGUCUUUGAAACUACCACAGAACCCAAACGCUGGCCUUUUUAAACAAGGCUAUAACAGUUAUUCCAAUGCAGAUGGUCAAAUUAACAAGUCCAUUGCAGCAGUUCGCGAGUUACAUCAAAUGUGCCUUACUUCCAUGGGUCCAUGUGGUCGUAAUAAGAUUAUCGUGAAUCAUUUGGGUAAGAUUAUUAUUACUAAUGAUGCAGCCACUAUGUUGAGAGAAUUGGAUAUCGUUCAUCCAGCCGUCAAAGUUCUCGUGAUGGCGACAGAACAACAAAAAAUUGACUUGGGUGACGGUACCAAUUUAGUUAUGAUUCUUGCAGGUGAGUUAUUGAAUGUAAGUGAGAAGCUACUUGCGUUGGGUUUAUCUGCGGUGGAAAUAAUUCAAGGGUAUAAUAUGGCUAAGAAUUUCACUUUGAAUGAGUUAGACAAAUUAGUCGUUGAUGAAAUUGUUGACAAGAGUGAUAAGAAUGAAUUAAUUAAAAUUAUUAAGCCUGUCAUUGCUUCCAAACAAUAUGGUUUUGAAGAUUUAUUGAGUGGUUUGGUUGCAGAAGCAGUAUCUCAUGUUAUUCCAACUUCAAAACAAUCAGAUGGCAAGACGCCUUAUUUUAAUGUUGAUUCCAUUAGAGUGGUUAAAAUUAUGGGUGGUUCUUUGAGCAAUUCUUCCGUUAUCAAAGGUAUGGUAUUCAAUCGUGAACCAGAAGGUCAUAUUAAAUCUUUAACUGAUGGUGAAAGACAUAAAGUUGCUGUUUUUGUUUGUCCAAUUGAUAUUGCCAAUACAGAAACAAAAGGAACUGUUUUGUUACAUAAUGCACAAGAAAUGCUAGACUUCUCAAGAGGUGAAGAAAAACAAAUUGAUGCAAUGAUGAAGGAAAUUGCUGAUAUGGGUGUGAAGUGUAUUGUUGCAGGUGCUGGUGUUGGUGAGUUAGCUCUGCAUUAUUUGAACAGAUAUGGGAUCUUAGUUUUGAAGGUACCAAGUAAAUUUGAAUUGAGAAGAAUAUGUCGUGUUUGUGGUGCUACUCCAUUACCUAGACUUGGGGCACCAACUCCUGAAGAAUUGGGUCUAGUAGACACGGUGAAGACUGUAGAAAUUGGUGGUGACAGAGUUACUGUUUUCAAGCAAGACUCAGACGAAAUCUCAAGAACUGCUACCAUUAUCUUGAGAGGUGCUACACAAAAUAAUUUGGAUGAUAUUGAAAGAGCUAUCGACGAUGGUGUUUCAGCAAUUAAAGGUUUAAUGAAACCUACUGGUGGAAAAUUAUUACCAGGUGCUGGGGCCACUGAAAUUGAGUUAGUAUCAAGAAUUAACAAAUUUGGUGAAAAGACUCCAGGUCUAUUGCAAUUAGCUAUAAAGCAAUUUGCCCUUGCAUUUGAAGUUGUGCCACGUACGUUAGCAGAAACUGCAGGUCUUGAUGUUAACGAAGUAUUACCAAAUUUAUAUGCAGCACAUACUAUGACUGAAGAUGAAGCAAACGAACCAGCUGCCAGCAAUGAUUGUUUAUUCAAGGGUAUAGAUACAUCUGGUGAAACGGAGGAAGGUGUUAAAGAUAUCAGGGAAGAUAGUGUUUACGAUAUGUUAGCCACAAAGAGAUUUGCAAUUAAUGUGGCCACAGAAGCAGCUACCACAGUCUUAUCUAUUGAUCAAAUCAUUAUGGCCAAGAAAGCGGGCGGUCCAGCACCUCCACCUCAAGGACCAAGACCAGGUAACUGGGAUCAAGAUGAUUGA